GAACCGAGCGAUGACGAAUGGGUAUUCUCCGUUGUUUUUGGCGGCGCAGUUUGGCCAUGAGCUUGAUGCCACAACGCUGGUGGCCGCCGGCGCAGAUGUCCACCAAGUCGACGCCGAGGGCGCGACGCCGCUCUUUAUUGCAGCCCAAAACGGACACGACGCGGUCGUUGCGGCGUUGAUCGUAGCAAAUGCCGACGUCCACCAAACCAUGAAGGAUGGCGCGACGCCGCUUUUUGUUGCGUGUCAGGACGGCCACGUUGCUGUCGUCACGACACUACUGGCGGCGAAUGCUGUUGUCAACCAGGCGAUGAACAACGGCUUGACACCGCUCAUUAAGGCGGCUCAAUUUGGCCAUGACGCGGUUCUGGCUCUUCUUCUCUCGGCCAAUGCAGCUAUCGACCAAGCCAACAGUACGGGCGCGACGCCUCUUUUUAGGGCGUCCAUCAACGAACGCAACUCGACGGUCAAGGUGCUCUUGGCGGCCGACGCCAGCCCCAACCAAGCCGCCGACGACGGCGACACGCCGCUCUUGGCCGCCACGCGCAGUGGCUACCUCGAUAUUGUACAGAGCCUCCUGGACGCCGGCGCCGACGUCAACCAAAGCCUCACGAGCGGCUUCCCAUUUGAAGAUUAUGAGCUUUUGCCUGGCACGACGCCGCUGAUGCUUGCUGCGCUGUGUGGGCGCAAAGACGUUGUGCGUACGCUCCUCCAGCACCACCCCAACCUCCAUGCGUGCGACGAGGAGGGCCGCACAGCGCUGAAAGUGGCGGCUGCUGGCGACCACGCAGCCAUCGUGCAGCUCCUCGUGAACGCCAGUGCCAACUCGCCUGCGGACGUGCGAUGUGACAAAGCAGAGCGUGUCAUGGCAACGACGCUCGAGGCGCUGCUGAAUCGCACCGAGGAGCAAGCCAUCCACGUGUCGAUCCCCUGCGAUGCGUGCAAGACAGCGAACGCGCUUUCGACGACCUCCGACAAGUGUGUGAGCUGCGGUCAAAGCCUUCCGAACGACGACGAGAAGCUGCGCGUGCUUGUCGAGGGCCUUCACCUCACGGCGACGACCGCGUAAACCUGCGAUGGGCUGCAUCUAAUGUGAACACAUUUUCAAUAGCAUCACGCUACAGCUCUCUCUACGUAUGCCAUGCACAAUAUGACGACUUGUACCCGGUCUUUCGUAUGUACUGUACACAGUGCGGCGCUCAUGACACGAACCCUGCAACGGCGUCGAGAAGCUACACCUGCAC
Molecule: messenger RNA, 1241 nt
Organism: Saprolegnia diclina VS20
Lineage: Eukaryota; Oomycota; Saprolegniomycetes; Saprolegniales; Saprolegniaceae
Exons: 9
Coding region: 11-1066 (351 amino acids)
Molecular function (GO): protein binding
Source: RefSeq, a predicted model, not a curated record